CCUCGCAAAGCCGCUAUGGCUGCAGGGUCAGCUCCAAAGUUAACCGCGUUUGUGGACAAGCUCGGCAAUUGUACCAAGUGUUUGCGACUGCCAAGACUGAGCUCACACAGCGUGCGGUGGCAACAUGCGUCGUGGCUUGCUCUCCGGCAGAUACGCCGUGAGACAUUCACGAAUUGAAGCUCGCAGUGACUCAUGUCAGCGCCGUCAUGCAGAAUGUCGUGGUCGGAAGAAUAGUUACUUGCAAGCGCACAGCAUUUCGUACUUUGACAGGAGGUUGCAGCACUCCCUUGGCGGCAGUAGCCAAGGUGCACAAGCCAGCUGCUGCAGUUGCAGGCAUGGCACCACACCAGCCCAGUUCACACCCCGUCGGACAUUCGUGACGACGGCCCCCUGGUCUCAGGCACCCCUGGUUCAGCAGCCAGGCAGUCUGCCCGAGACCAGCACCGACCCAUUCGAGCUGUCCAAGCAGGACCUGGCAGACAUCUACGAUGCCAUCAAAAAGGAGUUGUGGGUGUCAAAGCCUCAGCUGAACGAAAUUGCCAGCUACUACUUUGACGGCCAGGGAAAAGCUUUUCGCCCGAUGAUCUGCACCUUGAUGGCCAGAGCCGUGAACAUUCAUGUGCACAAUAGAAAUGUACUUUUAGAUUUUCAAAAGAAAGUGGCAUUAUUGUGCGAAAUGAUCCACACUGCCAGCCUUGUCCAUGAUGAUGUCAUUGACACCUCGGACACACGGCGAGGAAAGCCCAGUGUCAACGUGUUAUGGGGGCAGAAAAAGGCAAUUCUAGCGGGUGACUUCGUGCUCUCCCGAACAGCACAGUUGCUUGCCAAGAUUGGGAGCAAUGACGUCAACAGUUUCCUGUCUCAGGUUCUUGUGGACUUAGUUCAAGGAGAAUUCAUGCAGCUGGGUUCCAAAGAAGACGAGGGAGAGCGAUUCUCUCAUUAUAUACAAAAAACAUUCAAGAAGACUGCCAGCCUCAUUGCCUUUGCCUGCAGAUCCGUGUCCAUACUUGGAGGUGGAGAUGAGAAAAUACAGGAGGCAGCCUACCAGUAUGGCAGGAAUGUUGGCAUAGCGUUUCAGUUGGUUGACGACCUCUUAGACUUUGUAUCCAGCCAGUCUGACCUCGGUAAGCCAGCUGCAGCCGACCUCAGGCUAGGACUUGCCACUGCACCUGUCCUGUUUGCUUGUGACAAGUACCCAGAGCUGAAUGCUAUGAUAAUGCGGCGCUUCUCAGAGCCUGGAGAUGUGGAAAGGGCCUAUGAGGCAGUUUUGAAGAGUGAUGGCCUAGAGCACACGCGGCUGCUGGCACAGAAGCACUGUAGCGAGGCCGUGCGGCACCUGGCACCAUGGGUUGAGUCACCAGAAAAGCAAGCACUAAUCAGCAUCACUGAGAAAGUGCUCAACCGCAAGAAGUGACCACGUGCAGGCCCACGUCCAUUCCACAAGACGAAACCAGGCUAUACACAAUAGGUGCAGAAAUUUAGACAAAGUGUACAUAAAAACAAAGCCAAUGCCUGCAGCCCUAGAACACUACCACCGCCCCUGUGGAGAGAGCACUUGGACAACAUAUGAGUCGAGCUGUUUCAUAUAUUUUGCCUGACAAUCAAGAAUUUGACAAAGUGAUCUUCACGAAUGUGAUGGCCAUUGCGUGCUUGAAAAAAAAAAAAAAAUAGUGCUAUUGAACUUUGCGCAUGCAACAGACAACGAAGGUGCUGUCUUUUCGACAUUUAUAAUGGCUCCUUUUGUUUGCCUGAAUUUCAUCCGUGAGUGCUCAUACCAGCAGUCUGCACUGGAGAGAAGUAACCAGGAAAGUGGCGAGUAGAGCAAGAGAUAACACGGGUGCUAGUUGUACAUAAGACCUCACUCCGAUUAAUGUACAUACAAGUAAUGAGCUUGGCCUUGAAUAUAAAUAAUAGACAAGAAAAAGCAUUUCUCUCAGUGGGAAAGUUACAUUCACUGUAGACUAAGAUAGCAUACUUGCAAUGACGAAAAUUACUACUAUAUGAAAGAGAUUAUAACAGGACCAAUCAGUUAUACUUAAUAUUGUACGUUAUUUAUCUUCUGCAAGUUAGAUGUGCUUGCAGAGUAUACAUACUACCCUAAUAAUGCUGUUAAAAAAAUAACAUGUACAUAGGAGUAUAUGACGUUUCGGGAAGUACUACAAACAUAUUAAGCCUAUUACUGUAAUUGCAAAUAAGAAAAAAAGGAUUGUUUGGCCUCUCGGGAAGUACUACAAACAUAUUAAGCCUAUUACUGUAAUUGAAAAUAAGAAAAAAAGGAUUGUUUGGCCUCUUUGUUACAGUUACAGAAGUCAUUGAUGUUUUAAGGCAUUCAUUUGUAAUGGAACACUAACAGAUCUAAACGAAGCAAAUAAACAUUAACAAGUGUCACCAGA
Dermacentor silvarum is the source of this 2393-nucleotide messenger RNA. RefSeq names its product all trans-polyprenyl-diphosphate synthase PDSS1 (gene qless). NCBI's taxonomy places the organism in Eukaryota, Metazoa, Arthropoda, Arachnida, Ixodida, Ixodidae. Gene Ontology annotation, cellular component: mitochondrion; transferase complex. The transcript has 11 exons. Gene Ontology annotation, molecular function: prenyltransferase activity. The record is from RefSeq and is a predicted model, not a curated record. Bases 125 to 1414 code for a protein of 429 amino acids. Gene Ontology annotation, biological process: isoprenoid biosynthetic process; ubiquinone biosynthetic process.